Heterocephalus glaber (naked mole-rat) is the source of this 1006-nucleotide messenger RNA. Lineage: Eukaryota; Metazoa; Chordata; Mammalia; Rodentia; Bathyergidae. The record is from RefSeq and is a predicted model, not a curated record.
CUUAGCAGAAACCUUCAGCCUCUGAAGAGGUGGAAACGCAGGACUGCAGUUGGUGGGGUCUGCGGCUGCGCAGAAGCUCAAUGUCGCUCACAUAGUUUGCGGAACAUUCUGGAAGUUUGGGCGGUUUAAGCCACGCUGAGGACUUGGAGAUGAGGUCAUAGUGAAUCACUGAACAUUAAUAAGGGGAAGACUGAUAUUUAUGGCUUUGAUGGAUAAUUCCAUACUGUUGCAAAGUGAUUUAUCAUUGGAAAAUUCGGAGGUCCAAUCAAAUGUCCAAGAUUGUGGCAUCAUUAGAAACUGGGCUGACCCAAAGAUGUACAGAUGGCUGAAAGUGGUGAAAAAGAAAAAGUGAAAUGGACAACUACUGUUAUUAUUAGCUCAUCUCUUAAGAAUUAUGAAAUUGCAACUGCUCUGGAAAAUCAAAGCCACAAGAUUCGGUAUUCAGAUUCAGUGGAAAAUGGAUCAAUUUUAUUUUCUCUUUCUGGAGUUGCAUUUUUAUUGAUGGAUGCUAACGAAUGCAUUAUGUCAGCUGAAGAAAUAUUUCUAACCAAAAUGGAGAAGUUUCUUAACAUUCACCGGAAUAGUUUUUUGGUUCUGUUUGCUGCUCUUUAUGGGCCUGAAGAAUGGAAACUGAUAUUCAGGAUUCAGCAGAGAUUCCUGGGAAGUAAAUUACGGAUACUUCCAGUACACAACACACCAAAUGCUAUCAACCUUAUGUGCACUAUAGCUAAGACUACCUCCAAACCAUAUAUGGAUAGCGUCUGCUAUAGAAUGAUAACAACUAAAGCUUACAUUGUAGAACAAAGUCCUGUUUGGAAAACACUGCAAAAGAUAAAACUGAAUAGUGAUUCAAUUAACCCAAAUUAGAGAACUAGUUAUAAGUGUUCUUUUGGAAGAACAUAAAAAUAAUCAGACCUGUUAAGUCAUAUUUAAAUAUAUAUUUACUUUAAAGAUGUUUAUGUUAACUUAAAAUAACAUGGAUACAAUUAAAAGCCAUUUUAUUUUA